CUGUGUGGAAGUUUCCCUGCAAGUUGAGAAAGACGAGGGGAGUGCUGCGAGCGGAGCGGCACAAGUCACCAGGAAAAAAACACCGGAGACACAACAAAAAAACAAUCAACAACAACAAAAAAAAACUGAUUGAAGCGCGUUUUCAUUUAAGUUUCCUCUGAAAUUAAAGCGGUGGCUCUCAUCGGUGUUUGUGGAGUUACCUCACAGGAGAGAGAGAGUCCUCAUCAGAGCCAGACUGGAAUCACUGAUCGACCUUUGAACUAAAGCCAAGUGACAUCAUUGACAGUCUGAACAGAGACUGUUCUCCCACUAUCACCUCCCCCUCUGUCGCUCUUGGCCGCCUCUAUGCUCAUCAACCUGACAGUGGCCAUCAAGGAAACUCGUGUCUUUCAUGGAACACAGCCUGCCCACCCCAUCGCUGCCCCUGAAGCUGUGGAAGUGACGGCCAUGGAUUCACGUCCAGUGCUGGUCGCCCCUCCACCGCCUCCCCUAGCGCCUCCGCCACCUCCGCCUCCUCCACCUCCUCCCCCACCUCCACCUGCAUCCUCCUCGUCCUCCUCCUCGCCUUUUAGCAGGGCGGACAGUGCCCGUCGGAGCCGGCUGAGGAAGCUGAACUGGGAGCGUAUCCCCAAAGAGAAGGUAGAGGGAAGGAAGAGUGUGUGGAGCGGGGCGGCCCCAGACGAGGAUGAGUUCCCCAUUGACCUCCAUUCACUGGAUGAGCUGUUUGGUCAGAAGGACAGUAAGCCUCAUGACCGAACCAGCACUCUGAGACGCCGGUCUGCUCUGCUGCGCUGCAGAUCCCCCCAGGACAGCUCAGAAGAGAUCUCCCUGUUGGACUCCAAACGCAGUAUGAACAUUGGAAUAUUUCUCCGCCAGUUCAAGAUGCCUGCUAAAGAGAUAGUUGAGGAUAUCAGGCAAGGUGCUGGGGACCGUUACGGAGCGGAGAAGCUCACAGAGCUUUGCAAAUUGCUGCCUGACAGUGAGGAGGAGUCCCGCCUGAGGAGGUUCAGUGGGGAGCGGAGCUGGCUUGGAGAGCCUGAUCUUUUCAUGCUGCUGCUGGUGGAAGUCCCCAGUUUUCGGCUUCGUCUGGAUGCCAUGAUCCUGCAACAAGAGUUUGACCCUGCUGUGACCUCUCUGUGUGUGGCAGCCAGAUGUCUGAGGGAGGCGGCCAGAGAACUGCUGAGCUGUCCUGAAUUACACUCCAUCCUUCGUUUGGUGCUGAAAGCUGGGAACUAUAUGAAUGCUGGUGGAUAUUCGGGGAAUGCCGCUGGUUUCCGAAUUUCAUCGCUGCUCAAACUGGCUGACACCAAAGCCAACAAGCCGGGCAUGAAUCUGCUGCACUUUGUAGCUAUGGAAGCUGUGAAAAAAGACCAGAGUUUACUGUCAUUUCCCAGCCAACUAGGCCAUGUUGGCUCCGCCUCCAGGUUGUGUGAGGAGUCUGUUCUGGAGGAUUUAUCCAAGUUAAAAAGCAGAGUGGUUGCCCUCAAGGCAAACAUCCAGACUGAGGCAGAGAUUCAGCAGCACACACAACCUUUCCUGGAGGUGGCUGAGGAGCGUCUGAAGGAGGCAGAGGAUGAGGUGGAAGGCAUGAGGAUGUCGAGUCAGGCUCUGGUGGAGUUUUUUUGUGAGGACGACAGCACUUUUAAACUUGAGGAGGCAUGCAGAGUCUUCCAUUUGUUUUGCCAUCGCUUCCAAAGAGCUGUCCAGGAGAAUGCAGAGCGGGAGCUGAAGGAACAGAAACGUCUGCAGCGUCAACGUGAGAUGGGGGAGAAGCGCCGCUCUCUGGCCGUUUGUACAGGGCUGGACCUGAGCCUGAGCCUUGCCAGAGAGCCUCACAAUCAGGAAAACCAAGAUGAACUGGAAAAACUCUUAGAGAAGAACCUUAGCUACACUUGGAGUCGUCGUAGCCUGAGAAGCUCUGACUCCCGCAGACACUCACACCACCUUCACAAUGACAUGUUAAAGAGCUUCCCUGAGUUGGGCAGCAGCCCGACAUCCACCAGUUGUCACUCAAACAGCUCUUCAGACCACGAGACCACCACUGUGCUUUGUAGCUCUCCAGAAACUGAUGGCACAUGUUCCCCCACUGACCAAGAACCUGUUCUGAGUAGAGGGAGCGGGGCUCAGCCCAGCCAGACAACCAGCCGGAGCAUGAAGGCAGUUCAGGACUCACGCGUUGCUACAUUUAGUCAUUCUCAGCACGGACGGGGCUUCACAGUCAAACAACAGGGGCCCGAGAGCAUUUCCUAUGUGAUGCACAGCCAGCCGAAGGAAACGGGACUCGUUAAGGAAGCUGAGAUUCCACAUGAACACAUGGCUUCGAUGAACACAGAAACUUCACCCAGUUCCUGUACAAACUCUGCUGCUAUAAAUACUGAUGCAUCUGCCCUCUGUGUAAAAACCCAGACCUCUACUCACAGACAUAGGUUUGGCCUGCAAGUAACAGACAAUAAUCGCCAUCUUGAGAGUAAAUCUAAUGACUCUUCUGUCAAUGAGCUGGUACCUCAGGCUGUUCAUACGAGUGGAAUACUUUCUCAUAGUGAUGCCAGGGCUGGGCUAUUGAGGUACCAGAGAUCUGAGAGUGAAUCUCAGUCUUCUCUAAAUGCUCCAGAUAAAGCCCAGUCACACCCACAGACCAGAGAGAUGCAUGCUGUGACAAGUGCUGUGAUGCCUUUGCCUGAUGCAGAUCUAACAAAGCAGACAGACACAGAAGUUGCAUCCACACCUGUGGACGACAACUGGAUGCCCUCCAGUCUACCAGAGUUCAGCCAGUCACAGCCAGAGGAGUACACUGAUUUUCCAGGUCCAGACAGGGAGGUUGCGAGGUCAUACUCCCGUGUUGGUGAAACACUGGAGUGCCACACUUUGGUGAAAGGCCUCAGAUCCUAUGACGCCUUGUCACCUCCAACCUCUCCACUCCCACGCCCCGCACCAAGCCUUUGCUCCAAGUGGAGGAAAGAGAGGGAGGUUGACCUUCGAGAGGGGACAACUCCAGGGUCUCCUACAUCAAAGGAGGAAAUUCAAACCAUGAAGAUCCCUGUGCGUAGUGGGAUAGGAUCCAAACGGGGACUUGUGUCACGUGCAGGACCUUCCAAUAGCACAGGGAUCCCCAGGGUCCGCAGCAAAACUGAGCCUUCAAAUGGUGCACCGGCCCCUACAAACCCACCCACUCCUAGCCGGCUGUCUACUCCUCGCAGCGUGUCAAUGCGCUCGUCUCCCAUCACUCGGCCUGCCACCAUUCAAGCAGAGGUGAAACGAAGUAAUAGCACUCGGGAGAGGACUGUAAAUGAGCCACAGACUGCAGGAAAGCCUACCCUGGCCCGCAGGACCUCGGACAGAUCCGUACCAGAGAAGGUCUCAGGCAGCAUCCAGCCAGCCUUUGUCAGAGGGACUCCUCUCCGCGUGUCAAAACGACUUGCCCCAAACUCUGAGACUCAGGUUUCUUCCCAGCCUCGCACUGCCCACAGCCCAUCCUCUGCCACGGCCAAGACAAUACGCACGGCUGUCAUAUCUGCAGCCCGAAAUAAAACUGCCAAGACCACAAGCACAGCUGCCUCUCCUGCCAGCUCUAAAAUCCCUACAGCUUCACGGAUACCUGGUCCCAAAAUGCCUCGAGCUACUGCAUCUCAACCACUGUGGAGGUGAUGGACAUGAAUAAGUGCCCAUACUGUGCAGUUUAUAAAAUCUUUUCAUGCCUUUUACGUAUUUCAGUGUAAUAUAUGCAAUGUGGGUAUUCACAAAUUAUGUGAGUCAUCAGUCAGAUGAUUUCUGGUUUGAAUCAGCCUCAACUGUAGUCCAUCUAAAUUCAACUUUUAUGAAAGGAGUAUGUUUGUAUGUAGUUCUGAGUGCUUAGGGUCUACAUGUGUGAUAUAGAGCUGCACUGGGAGCAUCUGGGAUACUUUUAUCUCUCACCGACCACUAGAAAAGAAGAAUAGAUUAUUUAAAUCCUACCUCUUUUUUGCAUCUGUUCGUGUCCUUUGCAGGCAAUAGGACACGACAAAAAGACCCAUGUUCAUGUGUUAAACAGUUUAACAUAUAUUUCAUGUUAGUAAAAUGGAUUCAACAUAGUGGCUGUGUGCUUUGUAAGGACUGUGAUUUGGGAAACGGUUUCAAUCACUCUGGCAUAGAAUUUUUUUUUUUUUUUUUAAGGAAGUUGUCCAAACGAUUUUGAAUACUGUGACCCUUCUGAUAAGUGAUCAUUGUGUUCUGACACUUUACUGUCUCACAGUCUGGACUUAACUCGGUACACUAUUGAACUGUUCAUCCUCUUGCUGAGAGGCCUCAUCGUUCGAAUGCACUUUACAAACUGAAGAAGAGGCUGCAAGGAGAUAAUUACUGUAAUUUUUGUUUUAUAUCAAAAUAUUCUAUAACUUUAUUGAAUAGCAUUGGUUGUUAUUCACUGCACCAUGUGGAUUUGUAAAUAAGAAGAUGAAUAAAGAUGGUGAUCUGAACAGA
Messenger RNA from Toxotes jaculatrix (banded archerfish), 4455 nucleotides. RefSeq names its product FH2 domain containing 2 (gene fhdc2). The record is from RefSeq and is a predicted model, not a curated record. The transcript has 12 exons. NCBI's taxonomy places the organism in Eukaryota, Metazoa, Chordata, Actinopteri, Toxotidae. The coding region runs from base 346 to 3645 and encodes 1099 amino acids.